UAUUUUUCCCUAUCCUUUCCUUGCAGAUAUAUAGAUAAAACAUCUUACCUCGCUUCCCGCGACCCUCACUUCCUCCACAACAUGGCAUCGCCUCUUCCAACGAGGACUAUGCCUCCGCCUCCACCCCCAAAGCCCCACAAGUCUCCGACGCUAAAUGGGGCCGAUAGAGGAGGACACAUUUACCAGAACAACAACACUACCAAUAUCAGCAAUAACAACAAUAACGGCGAACCAAUGCAGAACGGUGGCAAAAUCAGUCAGACAGCGCCAUUCGGUGCCAGCAAUCCGACGGUGCCACCCGCAGCAGACGAGCAGGUAGUGAUGACACCACGUGGGAAGACGGCCAACUCGACGGUGCUGCUGAUCGAGCGCAAGCUGGUGCAGCAGGUCGGCGAGAGGACACACGUGGCCGGCGGUGACCACCGAGGAAUUAUCAUCAACAAGGACGCUGCGGCAGGUAGGUGUUGUUACUUCUUUACUAUAUGUACUAUUGUUUUUUAUUGAAUUUUCAAUCAGUUAGGAAACAGAUUCCAAUGGAAA
Molecule: messenger RNA, 540 nt
Organism: Aedes albopictus (Asian tiger mosquito)
Lineage: Eukaryota; Metazoa; Arthropoda; Insecta; Diptera; Culicidae
Exons: 1
Coding region: 82-504 (140 amino acids)
Source: RefSeq, a predicted model, not a curated record